GAAAUCCUCUGGAGCGUUCCGUUUCACCGUUUCAGGUUUUCCAUGGCGGCGGCGGCGCAGCUGCACGGAUCGGCCGCGACCGCGGCGGCCUACCGCCGGACUCGAGCCUACUCAGUUCCAUCCUCAUGCCGGGCGCUCUGGAGCCCUCUCGUGGGUUACCCGAAGCUUUCGAUUUCUACCAAGGGAGUUGGGUUGAAGCCAUUUGGUUUUGCUGCUAAAAUUUCAACAAAUGAGAACACUCAAGUUGAAGAAUUAAACUUGCAAUCAGAUCAGAUGAAGGAAUUUGUACAGGCAGAGGGACACUCCCAGAAGAGGAGUGCUAAAAUCCAUGACUUUUGUCUUGGGAUCCCUUUUGGUGGUCUUUUAUUUUCCAUGGGCCUUCUAGGAUACAUGUUCUCCAGAAGUACCAUAAGUAUUGUCUUGGGCGUUGCACCAGGGCUUGCCACUCUGCUACUUGGUACACUCAGUCUAAAGUUUUGGAGGAGCGGUAAAUCCAGUUUCCUGUUUAUCCUGGCCCAAGCAGCAAUUUCUGCUUUCCUGGCUUGGAAGUAUUCUCACGCUUACUUCUUGACAAACAGACUCCUUCCUUGGGGCUUCUAUGCUUCCCUAAGCACUGCAAUGGCUUGUUUCUACGGGUAUGUGCUGCUUGCCGGAGGAAAUCCCCCACCAAAGAAGUUGGCGGCCAUCCCACCGCAGUAAAAGAGAGAUUCAGUUCGGUCUAGGAUCAGCAUGGUUUGGCCAAGUUCAUCAUGCUGUGGCAGCAGUAUAGCACAAUUUUGAUAAUCGAAUUUGUAUAUUCCCCAACCUGCGGUUCACUGCUGGCUGGGCUUAUGUUUUUGUCUGAUACCUAAACUUAGCUAAUAAAGAUUCACAGGAUGAUUGCCCUGCCUCCAGUGAACAUGCUCUGUUUCCUUCUACCCGAUGGAUGUACAUGAUAAAGAUAAGCUUGCUCAGCUUGUACUUGAGACAUUUGUAUUCGACUUUGAGAAAUUUGAGAUGUUCGUAGUCAGGAUGGUUUGCAGCUUCAAA
This is a messenger RNA of Panicum virgatum (switchgrass), 1029 nucleotides long. RefSeq names its product protein FATTY ACID EXPORT 1, chloroplastic-like. Gene Ontology annotation, cellular component: membrane. NCBI's taxonomy places the organism in Eukaryota, Viridiplantae, Streptophyta, Magnoliopsida, Poales, Poaceae. The record is from RefSeq and is a predicted model, not a curated record. Bases 43 to 699 code for a protein of 218 amino acids. The transcript has 6 exons.